CGUACUUUAUAUAAUUAUCUCAGUAAGUUGUCAGUACAGUUCUGAAUGUAUAAGUGUACACUGGUGUAUAAUUAAGUUGACAUAAUCGACUCCGGUAUGAUACUGUUAUUCUUCGGAGCCCUGCUGAUAAGCUGCGCCAGCGCCGACGAUGCUCAGUGGAUCAAUGUGAAGUCUGGAGUGAAAGGCGGAGUCAAGGGUGGACGAGGGGGAGGCUACCCGUAUUACAACCCUGGGGCACCCAAUAACACCUACCGACAAGAUGACGCUUAUGGCGGUUACGUCAUGCGAUUCAACAUGACUCAACAUGGCUCUGAUGCCCAUGGCAGAACUACAGACUUCCGUGAAGUCGGAGUAUGCUAUAUAGAAGUGCCAACAGCAUCGUUGGCUAGAGAUCCCGCGCAUAUUCCGGCUGGAAAUGGGUCACGUCCAGAUCUGAGCCGGAUAAGAACAUGCUGUAAAGGCUACGAGAGGAACAUCGAGCUGUUCAUGGUCUGCGACCCAGUCUGCAACCCGGAGUGUGUUAACGGUCUCUGCACAGCGCCUAACACCUGCUCAUGCUUCCCCGAUCAUAUCAGGAACUUGGGUGGGUUUUGCAUGCCGACGUGUCCGAUUGGUUGUCAGAAUGGCCACUGCAGUGGUGGCGAAUGCUUAUGCAAAGAUGGAUACACUUUGGAUUCAGAGGGCAAGUUCUGCAAGCCAGUGUGUUUACAAAAUUGUGGUGGAAUAGGUAAUUGCACCCAACCCAACACGUGUGACUGUAAGCCGGGCUACCAAGCGACGCCCGAAGGCAACUGCAAGUCAGUGUGUACAAACCCGUGUAAAAAUGGUUGUAUAACCUCUAACGAGUGCCGCUGUGAACAGGGUUACAGAAAAGAUUCUCAGGGACAGUGCGAACCCGAAUGUUCUCAGAGUUGCCCGCAUGGCCAUUGCGUUGCACCAAAUGUCUGUAAAGACCCUUCUACAUCUCGACAACCCAAUGUUCCCCCAUACUAUCCGCCAUACCAACAAAACAAUCCCUUAUACCCUGGCAAUCAAGUACAAAAUGGUACGAACCCUGCACAGACGUACCCUGGCCAAACAUACCCACAACAGACAUAUCCUGGUCAAACAUACCCCCAACAGACGUACCCUGGUCAAACAUACCCUGGACAAGCAGUCCCUGGUCAGACAUAUCCUGGCCAGACAUACCCUGGACAGAUGUACCCUGGUCAAAGAUACCCUUAUCAGACAUACCCUGGACAGCAAAACCCUGGUCAAAGAUAUCCUGAUCAGACAUAUCCUGGACAGCCAUCCCACGGACAGAGAUACCCUGGUCAGAUAUACUCGGGACAGGCAACCCCUGGUCAGAGGUACCCUGGCCAGACAUAUCCGGGACAGACAAACCCUAAUCAAACAUACCCUGGUCAACAAAUAAAUGGAAAUGAAUACACUCAGGAUAUUUCUAGAAAUCAGCUUAACACCGACAGUCAGGUAUCUGGCCAAAGUCAAAGAGGUGACGUUGAGCAAACUGGAUAUCAAAGUCAAACUGGGUUCCAAGACCAAAGCGGGUAUCACAGUCAAACUGAAUACCAAGGGCAAAGUGGAUACCAGGGACAAACCGGAUACCAGGGACAAACCGGAUACUAUGGUCAAAGUGGCUACCAAGGUCAAAGUGGUUACCGAGAUCAAAGCGGAUACCAAGGACAAGGUGAAUAUCAAGGUCGCUACCCAGUUGUAGGGCCACAGUUUCCAGGUCAACCAAAUUCCCAAAGCCAUACUUACCCCAGUUCUCCACCACCACCGACCAGCCAGCGGCCGUUGAGCCCUGAUGGGCAACCCGGCUGUACCACGCCAUGUCUCAAUGCCAUUUGCAUAGAGGACACUUGUCGGUGUAAUCCUGGAUAUGUUCCGGACCCAACUGACGUGACUGGAUCAAGGUGUAUACCAAACUGUCCGGGAGGCUGCCCUAAUGGCACCUGCUCAGCACCCCACUUCUGCAUCUGUAAUCCCGGCUACCGCAAGGACACCAGCGUGAAAGGUCGGCCGGCGUGCGUGAAACGUAUCCGAAGGUCGAUCGAGAAGCCAACACCCGAAGAAAUUGCUAGUCGAUUAAUAUUUGACAUCCCGGAAUACUGAACAUUAUCUGUACUCUUAUAAUUUCUGCGUUGUGCUUCAAAACAUCCCGUGAGUGUGUGAUGGCAAAAAUAAAUGUUCUAAUACGAGUGCUGAAGUUAUUGUUGGAGGUUAUAUUUGUUGGUAAUAAACCAAUAAAGCAAUAGUUAAACUAGUAUAUAAAAAAAUUGUUUGAAUACAAAUAUUAAGUAAUAUAAGUGUUCAAAAGUACAAAGCUCAAUAGAUAACAUAUGUACGUAUUGGUAAAACUCUAAAAUACUCACACUAAAAUUAAAGAAGUACCAAUUUAA
Molecule: messenger RNA, 2402 nt
Organism: Pararge aegeria (speckled wood butterfly)
Lineage: Eukaryota; Metazoa; Arthropoda; Insecta; Lepidoptera; Nymphalidae
Gene: NimB
Exons: 9
Coding region: 97-2115 (672 amino acids)
Source: RefSeq, a predicted model, not a curated record